AUGGAGCCCGGGGCGGCGGAGCUGUACGAUCAGGCCCUCUUGGGCAUCCUGCAGCACGUGGGCAACGUCCAGGACUUUUUGCGUGUGCUCUUCGGCUUCCUCUACCGCAAGACGGACUUCUAUCGCCUGCUGCGCCACCCGUCGGAUCGCAUGGGCUUCCCGCCGGGGGCCGCGCAGGCUCUGGUGCUGCAGGUAUUCAAAACCUUUGACCGUAUGGCCCGUCAGGAUGAUGAAAAGAGGAGGAAGGAGCUGGAGGAGAAGAUCAGGAGGAAGGAAGGGGAGGAGGCCGCGGCCGAGCAGGAGCCGGUCCCAGCCCCGGUUCAGGAGGUGGAGGUUGACUCCACCACAGACUCGGGCGGCCCUCAGGAGCCCCCCGGCCCGCAGGACGCCGUGCAGGAAGUGGCCCCCCGCGCCAGGGAGGCAGAGCCACCAGGAGCAGAUGCUGGCGCUGCUGAAGUCCCGAGGAGCCCACCAGCUCUUCCCAAGAGGCAGGAGCAGUUCCAGAGAAACCCCGACAGCUACAAUGGUGCUGUGCGUGAGAACUACGCUUGGUCCCAGGACUACACUGACCUGGAGCUCAAGGUGCCGGUGCCCAAGCAUGUGGUGAAGGGCAAGCAGGUCUCUGUGGCCCUCAGCAGCAGCUCCAUCCGGGUGGCCGUGCUGGAGGAAAACGGGGAGCGCGUCCUCAUGGAAGGAAAGUUCACCCACAAGAUCAACACCGAGAGCUCCCUCUGGAGCCUUGAACCCGGGAAGUGCGUUUUGGUGAGCCUGAACAAAGUGGGCGAGUACUGGUGGAGCGCCAUCCUGGAGGGGGAGGAGCAAAUCGACAUCGACCAGAUCAACAAGGAGCGCUCCAUGGCCACGGUGGACGAGGAGGAGCGUGCUGUCCUGGACAGGCUCGCCUUCGACUACCAGCAGAAGCUGCAGGGCAAGCCGCAGAGCCACGAGCUGAAAGUCCAUGAGAUGCUGAAGAAGGGGUGGGAUGCUGAAGGCUCUCCCUUCCGAGGCCAGCGAUUCGACCCGGCCAUGUUCAACAUCUCCCCCGGGGCUGUGCAGUUUUAAUGACCGAAGGAAAGGAAGCCCUCGCCGGCGGGGAGACUGUUCUAG
Lipotes vexillifer (Yangtze River dolphin) is the source of this 1107-nucleotide messenger RNA. RefSeq names its product NudC domain containing 3 (gene NUDCD3). Gene Ontology annotation, cellular component: cytoplasm. The transcript has 7 exons. The record is from RefSeq and is a predicted model, not a curated record. NCBI's taxonomy places the organism in Eukaryota, Metazoa, Chordata, Mammalia, Artiodactyla, Lipotidae. Gene Ontology annotation, biological process: protein folding.